AUGUAACAAAGACUCUUUGCCGUUAAGUCUGGUACUCGAGACACCGUCAUCACUCUCACGCUAAAUGGAAACGGAACUGGAACCCGUUGUAAACGGAAACGACCGUAUCAACGUCCCAUCACCGCCACUCGUAGAUGGCGGCGAAGCCGCUGAAGAAGGGGGCGGUUCCGGAACCCGCGAAGAUUCGGCGGACGGAGGGCGUGUGCGUAAACGGAGAGUGAAGGGGCCUUGGUCGCCCGAGGAAGAUGCGAUACUGAGUGAACUCGUGAGCAAGUUCGGAGCGAGGAAUUGGAGCUUGAUAGCGCGUGGAAUCGCCGGCCGUUCUGGCAAAUCGUGUCGGCUUCGUUGGUGCAAUCAGCUUGACCCGGCCGUUAAGCGCAAGCCAUUUACUAAUGAGGAGGAUCAGAUGAUAAUUUCAGCUCAUGCUGUACAUGGGAACAAAUGGGCAGUGAUUGCAAGGCUUCUACCUGGGAGAACAGAUAAUGCUAUAAAAAAUCAUUGGAAUUCCACAUUGCGACGCCGAUACAUGGAUCUUGGUAGAAUAAACUCAGAAUCUGGAAAUAUGGUGGAUGAUGCUUGCUUGGACAAAGACAAGGCAUCAUCGGAAGAAACCCUGACUUGUGCAGAGGACAGUUCAUUCAGACACCUUGAAGUGAAAGAUGUAAGCUCUUCGGAAAAAAUAGAUAAUCAAUCAAAGGGCAAAGCACCAACGGGGACUCCUUCUAGCCAUGAAUCAAUUGAACCACCUACUCUUUUCCGACCUGUACCCCGUAUCAGUGCUUUUAAUGUUUAUGAUAACAUGGAUAGACCAGAAUUUGUUUCACCAUGUUCAAUGCCGGUUCCACUGCUAGGCCCUUCUAUUCAGACAUCAAAACCAGAUGUUGGGAUAUGCAAAUUGCUUAAAGGAGUUUACACUGAUCGUCUAGUGCCUCUGCAAUGUGGUCGUGGCUGUUGUGGAACUCAAAAUGGUCGAAGUAAGUCUUUGCUGGGGUCAGAAUUCGUGGAAUUUUCAGAACCUCCAUCUUUUCCAAACUAUGAGUUGGCUGCAAUAGCCACUGAUAUAAGUAACCUUGCUUGGCUGAAAAGUGGAUUGGAAAAUAACAGCGUCAGAGCAAUGGAUGAUGCAGCUUCUGGCACAACACCUCAUAGAUCUCCAGCGCACAUGGGACAUUUUGAGGAGAGCCGAAUGAGUGAUCGUUUAAGUAUUGACCUGCUGUCAACAUAG
This is a messenger RNA of Hibiscus syriacus, 1225 nucleotides long. Its product is annotated as transcription factor MYB1-like. Gene Ontology annotation, cellular component: nucleus. Gene Ontology annotation, molecular function: DNA-binding transcription factor activity, RNA polymerase II-specific; RNA polymerase II cis-regulatory region sequence-specific DNA binding. Bases 65 to 1225 code for a protein of 386 amino acids. Gene Ontology annotation, biological process: regulation of DNA-templated transcription. Lineage: Eukaryota; Viridiplantae; Streptophyta; Magnoliopsida; Malvales; Malvaceae. The transcript is spliced from 2 exons. The record is from RefSeq and is a predicted model, not a curated record.